This is a messenger RNA of Coprinopsis cinerea okayama7#130, 969 nucleotides long. RefSeq names its product endoglucanase II. NCBI's taxonomy places the organism in Eukaryota, Fungi, Basidiomycota, Agaricomycetes, Agaricales, Psathyrellaceae. Gene Ontology annotation, molecular function: cellulose binding. The coding region runs from base 1 to 969 and encodes 322 amino acids. The transcript is spliced from 5 exons. Gene Ontology annotation, cellular component: extracellular region. Gene Ontology annotation, biological process: carbohydrate metabolic process. The record is from RefSeq and is a predicted model, not a curated record.
AUGAAGAACCUUUUCAGCCUUGCCACCCUUGCCGUCCUCCUCUCCAGCGUUUCGGCGCACACCAUCUUCCAGGAGUUGCACGUCAACGGCGUUCGCCAGGGUCGCACUGUCGGUAUUCGAGUUCCCUACUACAACGGUCCCAUUGAAAACGUCAACUCCAACGACAUCAUUUGCAACGGAGGCAUCAACCCUUACAAGACCCCCAUCUCCCAGACCGUCAUCCCCGUCCCCGCUGGCGCAACUGUCACUGCCGAAUGGCGCUACACCCUCGACAGCAAGCCCGGUGACAACUCUGACCCCAUUGACCCAUCCCACAAGGGCCCUAUCUUGGCCUACCUUGCCAAGGUUCCUAGCGCUACUCAGAGCAAUGUCACCGGCUUGAAGUGGUUCAAGAUCUACCAUGAUGGCUACGAUGCUGCCACCAACACCUGGGCUGUUGACAAGCUCAUUCGCGACCAAGGUCUCGUCUCCUUCAAGAUCCCCGACUGCAUCGAGGACGGUGACUACCUCCUCCGUGUCGAGCUGAUCGCUCUUCACUCUGCUUCAAGCUACCCUGGCGCUCAGUUCUACAUGGAGUGCGCGCAGAUCAGAAUCUCUGGCGGCGGAAACGUUACCCCCUCCAACACUGUCAGCUUCCCUGGUGCCUACUCUGGAUCCGACCCUGGCGUCCGCAUCAACAUCUACCAGGGUGUCCGAUCCUACACCAUCCCCGGCCCCAGCGUCUGGACUUGCCCUGCUGGCAGCGGACCCGGAAACCCUGCCCCCACCACUCCCGCUCCCCCCGUCGUCCCCACCACCGUUGCUCCCCCUCCGGUGCAAACCACCGCUCCCCCCACCACUCCUCCCUCGCAGGGUACCGUCCCUCAGUGGGGACAGUGUGGCGGUAACGGAUACAGCGGCCCAACUGAGUGCGUUGCCCCCUUCCGAUGCGUCAAGACCAACGACUGGUACAGCCAGUGCGUUGCAUAG